AUGGCAAAUUCUGUGUAUGUCACCAUUAUUAUUAUAGUUUUUUGUGUGAAUAACGUCUUUUCAAAAUUGAAGCCUAUACCUGAUUACUUACAUAUUUGUCAUCGCUCAAAUCCGGACAUUCCAAAAUGUAUUAUAGAAUCGGCAUAUUUUUUAAGACCUAAACUUGCAGAAGGAAUUCCCGAAUUCGGCGUCGCCCCUAUGGACCCAAUGUUAAUUAACACUCUUAUUCCAACGGAUGGGCACGGGCUGAAAAUAGAGACCACCAAUUUAUUAGUCACCGGAACCAGAAAUUUUACAGUUAGCCAUCUUAUAGCCGACAUAGACAAACAGAAGUAUAAGUUUCAAGUGAGAUUUCCCCACAUGCACAUACUCGGUAAUUACAGCAUCGACGGAAAAAUCGCAAGAAUGGUCAUCAAAGGUCAAGGAGAUUUCGAUUUGGACAUAUAUGGGGUGAAAUGCAACGUAACGCUACUGGGAAACGUAAUCGAUAUCGACGGUUUAAAUUAUAUACGUUUCCAUCACAUAUCACUUAGAAUUGCAAUAAGCAGAGGCAGUAUAGAACUAAGAAAUUUAUUCGGCGGCGAUAAAAACUUGGGUGAAAUACUCAAUAUGGCUAUAAAUGCCAAUUUCAUUAUGUUUUUCAUGGAGCUCAGGCCGAUCAUUCAAAAAGUGCUCGAAGAGUUCGUGUUAGACACUGUGGAAAAGCUUACGCAACACUUUACCUACGAACAACUGUUUCCAGAUUAA
This is a messenger RNA of Macrosiphum euphorbiae (potato aphid), 747 nucleotides long. Lineage: Eukaryota; Metazoa; Arthropoda; Insecta; Hemiptera; Aphididae. The record is from the annotation of a GenBank genome assembly.